AUGCUAAUGGAAUACAUAUAUCCAAGUAUAUUGGAUAAUAUUGACGGUCUCACCAUAACAUCCAUUAGCGACGAAGAGGAGAACUAUGAAUCAGAUUGUCGCGAAAAGGACGAAGACGAAGACUAUUAUUUCGAAGGUUCUUUGUUCGAGUCUUACCAUCAACACGAAGAGAAAGAAUACACCUAUCUUCCGAAAGAUGAAUGUAAAUAUCUUACAGGGGACGAGAGAGUGGACACGUGCAUUUUAGGGGAUGAUGAUUCUCCACCCAUGGUGUUCUGCCUCAGUUGUGAAAGAAAAAGACUUGAUGAGUGUGAAUGCCUUGAUCUGGAUGGUAAUGAUUAUGUGCCAGAAGAAAAAGAAGUUCACGAAAAUCGUUCGUUCAUGUUUUGCGACGUCUGCAACAAAGAAGGUCAUUUCAUUAGAGAUUGCCGUGUACAUUUUUGGUCGUGUGAAAAAGUAAAUCUCGCGAAAAAAAGUCGCCAAAAGGAAAGGAAAAGUAAUGAAAAGCUCCUUUGCAAUCAUAUGGAAAAGGUAGAUUGGAAGACUAUUGGGAGAGUCAACGGCCUUAGCAAGGAAAAAGAAACAUUACAGACACCAAAAAAAUUCAUCAAACAGAAAACCCAGCAAUUAAAUGUCGCUGAAAAAAAGGGUAAAAAUGAGAUGAAUAAGUGGAAGAGGAAAAGAAGGCGUCUUGCGAAAAAAUAUGGUUGA
Acaulospora colombiana is the source of this 711-nucleotide messenger RNA. The record is from the annotation of a GenBank genome assembly. Lineage: Eukaryota; Fungi; Glomeromycota; Glomeromycetes; Diversisporales; Acaulosporaceae.